AUGUCACAUUCGCAUUCGUGCUGCAACCACCAGUUGCCCGAGGGCUACAUUCCCAAGCACAACACGCAGGCUUGCGAGGCUUACGACCACUUCCUCAUAUCGUCCGAGACACUUAGCCUCGACAGAGCCUGCGCUCUUGUUCGUGACGACUCUGCCGGGGCCAUAUCGACAUUCGAAGGAACAACGAGAAACACAUUCAACGGCAAGCGUGUCCUCCGGUUAGAAUACGAGGCAUACGAGCCAAUGGCAAGGAAAGAAUGGCUCAACAUUGUUCAAGAGGCUCGCAGCAAGUAUCAUCUUUUGGGAACGGCGAUGCACCACAGGAUCGGCGAAGUGCCUGUUGGUCAAACGAGCGUUAUUAUUAUAGCCUCAUCUGCACAUCGCGCAGAUGCCAUUAACGCAGUGCACUUUUUAAUUGACAGCUUAAAGGCGCGCCUGCCCAUAUGGAAGAAGGAGAUUCUAGACGAUGGCUCAGGUGCCUGGAAGGAAAACGAAGCCAUUGAUCUCACUGUUCACCGGCCGGUUUCUCAUUGA
Kickxella alabastrina is the source of this 534-nucleotide messenger RNA. RefSeq names its product Molybdopterin biosynthesis MoaE. Lineage: Eukaryota; Fungi; Kickxellomycota; Kickxellomycetes; Kickxellales; Kickxellaceae. The transcript has a single exon. Gene Ontology annotation, cellular component: cytosol. The record is from RefSeq and is a predicted model, not a curated record. Gene Ontology annotation, biological process: Mo-molybdopterin cofactor biosynthetic process. Bases 1 to 534 code for a protein of 177 amino acids.